Dendrobium catenatum is the source of this 683-nucleotide messenger RNA. Its product is annotated as phospholipid-transporting ATPase 2-like. Gene Ontology annotation, molecular function: ATPase-coupled intramembrane lipid carrier activity. The transcript is spliced from 3 exons. The coding region runs from base 55 to 657 and encodes 200 amino acids. The record is from RefSeq and is a predicted model, not a curated record. Gene Ontology annotation, cellular component: plasma membrane. Lineage: Eukaryota; Viridiplantae; Streptophyta; Magnoliopsida; Asparagales; Orchidaceae. Gene Ontology annotation, biological process: phospholipid translocation.
UCACCUGGCUCUAAUAAAUUUAUUUGACAGGCACUUGUGGUUUUCCUAGUAACCAUGCAUGCCUAUUCCGGUGAAAAAAGUGAGAUGGAAGAGGUCUCAAUGGUCGCACUUUCGGGUUGCAUAUGGCUACAGGUUUUAGUUGUCACACUUGAAAUGAAUUCUUUCACCAUAUUGCAACAUAUUGCCAUAUGGGGAAAUUUUCUUGCUUUUUAUUUGAUCAAUAGCUUGGUGAGCACUAUUCCAAGACUUGGGAUGUACACUAUAAUGUUUCGUCUCUUUAGACAGCCAACUUAUUGGAUUACAAUGAUUCUUAUUUUUGCAAUAGGAAUGGGGCCCAUCUUGGCAAUCAAAUAUUUCCGUUACACAUACAAACCAAAUAUUAUCAAUAUUCUCCAACAGAAUGAGAGAUCUGGUGGGCCAAUCUAUGCUAUGGCCAUUGGAAACUUGGAGUCACAGAUCAAGCCUGUGGAUUCAGAUUUAUCAUCUCUGUCUAUUACUCAAGCCAAGAGUAGAAAUCCUGUACAUGAGCCCCUGCUAUCAGAUUCUCCAACGGCUACUAGACGUUCGGUGGGGCCGUCGGCAUUCGAUUACUUCUCGGCGACACAAUCUAGGUUUUCUUCUUCUUCUUCUUAUUCUAGAAACUUGAAGAAGAACUGACUAGCAUUAUUGAGACUAGAUGACAG